Harmonia axyridis is the source of this 1181-nucleotide messenger RNA. RefSeq names its product replication termination factor 2. Gene Ontology annotation, biological process: site-specific DNA replication termination at RTS1 barrier; mitotic DNA replication termination. The coding region runs from base 131 to 1012 and encodes 293 amino acids. Lineage: Eukaryota; Metazoa; Arthropoda; Insecta; Coleoptera; Coccinellidae. The transcript is spliced from 5 exons. The record is from RefSeq and is a predicted model, not a curated record. Gene Ontology annotation, cellular component: nucleus.
AUGUUCUGUGCGCAUUAACCUCCAACUUUUCAAUUCUUACGAAAACAAACAUAAACAUAGAAAAUACAACAACAAACAGCAAUUUUUCCGAAAAUUUUGUACAGAGUUUGAAUUGGAAUAAAUCAGGAAAAUGGGUUGUGAUGGUGGUACUAUUCCGAGAAGAGACGAACUUGUUAAAACUAAAAAGAAGCCUGAAGCUAAGGACAAAGAUUCCGAACUCAUAUUUCAAUGGAGAUGUUGUGCAAUUACUCAAGAACCUUUGCAGGCUCCUAUAGUAACAUGUGGUCUGGGAAAAUUAUACAAUAAAGUAUCCGUCAUCGAAGCUUUGUUGAAUAAAUCUUCAAUGCCCGAAGAGAUCAACCAUAUAAAAAAUUUGAAAGAUAUCAAGGUAUUGAAUUUAACACCAAAUCCUUCAUUCAAAGAAGAAGAGGUUAAAGAAAAAAGUGCGACUCUUGGAACAUCUCCUUUCAUAUGCCCAGUAAUUGGUCUUGAAAUGACAGGCAAAUUCAGAUUUGUAGCCAUUUGGUCUUGUGGAUGUGUAUUUUCUGAAAGAGCAUUGAAACAGAUUGAUGUUAAGAUUUGUCACAAGUGCCAACAACCAUUUGAGCCUGAUGAUGUUGUUAUACUGAAUGGAAAUGAAGAAGAUCUUGUAUUGAUGAAAGAGAGAUUGGCUAAAAGGCAAUCUAAACAGAAGAAGAAGAAGGAAAAAAAAGUGAAGAUUGAAACUGAUGUAAUUGCUGGUCCAAGUACUUCCGGCUGUACGUCCACCAGUACUAUUGUGAAAGAAGAAAAGAAAGUUUGUCCUAAGGCUACUCUUAUGCCUUCAAACCUUAAGAAGCGUCCAGGUAAACUGCAAGAAUCUACAGUAGAUACGAAGAAAAUGAAGCCUGAUUAUAGUGUUGCAACAGAUCCUCAAGCAACUGAUGUUUAUAAAUCUCUCUUUACUUCUCAUAAAUCAGAAAAGGAACAGAAUAGAGCUCAUUGGGUAACAUAUAAUCCGUUUUAUAAUUAAAUAUUUCUCAAAUGAUUAGUUCAAUUCACAAUUUUUUUUUUUCUGUGUUAUCGUUUGGAUUAGUUAUAAUUUUGUUAAUAUCCUUUAUUGUGAUUGAGUUUAUAGAUGGAAUUCUAUGUAAUACAUUCGGAAUUGUAUAGUUUGGAUUAAAUAAACUUUCUGGAAACAU